CUGUUGGGACUUGAUUGGUUUCCUUCCCUUGGCCUUAGUGUAACUGGGAUCCAUGCUGUCUCAACUUCUGACGUAGAUACAUUAUUUUCUGAUUUUUCUGACGUAUUUAGCAGCGAGCUGGGUUGCUAUUCGGGCACCCCCAUCUCAUUUUCUGUAGAUCCCCAGGCAAUCCCUCUCCGCCUUAAGCCACGCAGGGUGCCUUUCGCCAUCCGUCCUAAAUUGGACGCAGAAUUAGACAAACUACUUAAACAAGGGGUGUUAGAACCUACUGAUUUUGCCAAAUGGGAGACCCCCAUAGUCACCCCACUCAAGAAGGAUGGCAGUUUAAGAAUCUGUGCAGACUAUAAAACCACGCUCAACCGUUAUUUACAGGUCAGCGCAUACCCCGUCCCUGUUAUUCAGCACCUCUUACACACAUUCGAACCCGCUGAAUUACAAACCAUAGUCACGCAUAGAGGGGCAUUCAAAUGUAAGCGCCUCCAAUUCGGGGUCAGUGUGGCCCCGGGUAUUUUCCAAUCACUCAUGGAACGGAUUCUCCAAGGUCUCCCAGGAGUUGUUCCGUAUUUCGAUGACAUCUUAGUCCAGGAACUGUCGAGGCUACAGGGAUGUCUAUUGUGGGGUACAAGAGUAGUCAUCCCAGCCACCCUUCGAGUACCCAUCCUGAAGGUGCUUCACGAGGGCCAUCCGGGCAUCGUAAGGAUGAAGGCGUUGGCCCGCAGCUACGUUUGGUGGCCCGGCAUGGAUGCUCAAAUCGCUGACUGGGUAAGCUCUUGCCAACCUUGCCAAGAAACCAGGGCUGCCCCGCCAGCUGCCACGCCCACCAGGUGGGAAAGUGCUAGUGCCCCUUGGUCUCGCCUGCACAUCGACCUGGCUGGGCCAGUGCAUGGCAGGACUUUCUUGGUGGUCGUGGAUUCCUACUCCAAGUGGAUUGACGUGGCCUUGCUUCCCAUGACCACCACCCAAGCAGUAGUCAAAGCCCUGACCCGUUUAUUUGUCACCCAUGGACUUCCAGACACGCUGGUGUCUGACAAUGGCCCGCAGUUCACAUCAUGUGAAUUCAGUAUGUACGUGGCUAAUUUGGGCAUCAGACAUGUCCUUACGGCCCCCUUUCACCCCGCUAGCAACGGGAUGGCAGAGGGAGCAGUUAGGUCAGCCAAGGAGGUUAGUGAUGACGGGUGA
Messenger RNA from Pseudonaja textilis, 1179 nucleotides. Lineage: Eukaryota; Metazoa; Chordata; Lepidosauria; Squamata; Elapidae. The record is from RefSeq and is a predicted model, not a curated record.